AUGUCUACUUCUUUCAUUUCUGAUACGGAUUUGCCGUGUGAACUUAACUCAGAAACACCAAUCCGUAGUCUCCAUUACGCAAAACGUGAAAAUGCUCAAAUUUCCGAAGAAAACGAAAUUUAUAUUGCGCAAAUUCGUAGUUUAAAAGAACAAUUAGAGAAAGUACUCGACAUUAAUAAGAAUUAUGACUCAAAAAUCACCGAAAUAGAGCAAUUAAACAAAACUAUACUGAGUUUACAUCAAGAAAAAGAAGAUUUAGGGCAUAGAUUAAAGAUAGCAAUAAAUUCGAAACAAAGUACAGAAGAGGAAUGCAAAAGAUCUAUUUACGAACUCCAACAAACAAUAAAUCCUAUGAAACAAAAAUAUGAAUCACAAAUCAAACAAUUAAAAUUCCAAAAUCUCCAACUACAAGAAAAUUACGAUUCUAUGUCAUCCGAAUUUGAGCUUUCUAAGACACAAAUUGCAAAUUUAUUAUCAAUUGCAUCAGAUAUUUAUGGAGAAGCAUUUUUAAACUUACAAGGCCUUAGAGAAUUCCUAGGUAGUCAUGAAGAAGACAGAAAGAAGGAAAAAAUUCAAUACGAACUUCAAAUGCAAAAUGAAAUGCAAACUUUGAAAGAUAAAAUACAAAUGCUCAAAGCAAAAUACCAUGCACAAAAAGAUGCAGCAAAAGAGAGCAUCAAAAGCUUAACAGAUCAAAUUUCUCAAAUUCAAGAGUUUAAUGAGACUCCUACUAUUAAAACAAGCAAUAACACUGAGAAAUCUUCUAUUAGAACUCCACCACCGAUUGAAAAAUCAUUUUCUCAAGUCACAACUCCAGAAAUUUCAAAUAAUAUUCCUCAAACUCCAAUUCUUCCUGCUUCUGAGGAUUCUACAUUCAGAAGAAGCGAAACAACAGAAAGACCAACACCUUCGCCUACAGGAAGUGUGAAUACCAAUCAAAAUUACGUAACUCCGACAACAUCUGAAAUUUUCUCUUCAAAUCGCAAUGAAGACAAUGUUUCAGAGCUCCAACAUCAAUUAGAAAAUGCACAGAAUAUGAGAAACUCAUUGAUUGAUGAACUUGCAAUAGAAAGGGCGAAGAAUAUGAAUCUUCAACAUGAAUUAGAGCAAACAAGAGCAUCAUUAGAACAAACAGCCAAUUUAUCAUAUUCCAAACCAAUUUCUGAAGCAAAUUCUACAAUUAAAUCAGAAAAUGAUGAAGAAUUACGUCAAUUAAAAGAAAAACUCGAAGAAACAAUCAACAAAGCAAAGAACUCUGACAACGAAUAUAAGAAGAAACUUGAAGAAGCCAAAUCCCAGCAAGAAUCAGAUAAAAAUGAAAUGAAAAAACAAUUUUCAGCGGAAUAUAACUUAUUACAAGAAAAAUUUGAAGAAGAGCGCAAAGAAUUUGCAAAAGAAAAGGAAAGAAUGCUAGAAGAUAUCAAGAAUUCCAAGAAAUACAUUGAAAAACAGAAGAAAUCGACGAAUGACGAAAUUUCUAAGCUGAAAAAAGUCAUUGACGACAAACAGAACAAACUAAAAGAAGCCGUAGGAACAAUUAAAACACUCCAGCUCAAGUUAAAACAAGCACAAGCAAAGAUUAAGAAACAAGUCAUGUUUGUGAACCCAAUUAACUGGUCGAACCUCCAUUUAUCGCAAGAUUUCAUUACAGAGCUCAUGCCAAAGAUAAAUGGACCAAAGAUGUCUGAUAGAGAUAAGCUAGAAAUAGCAAUUGUGAUGCUUGUCGACAGAUAUCGGGACAAAAUCCAAAAAAUUGUGGAUGAAAGUGUAGCAAAAACUAAUCAAAUGAGAGAACAAGUGCGAGGACUCAUUGGAAACCAGAAUUCUUCUGAUGAUGAAGCAAAUAUUAAUUUUGGAAGGUUAGUUGAGAUGAUUAAAUCAACAAUUCAGCAUCUGAAUGAACUGAAAUUAGAUGUUGGAAAGGUUUGUUCGACAUUAAACAUUAAAAAUAUUAAUGAUGUCGUAUCAACAGUUCAAAAGCUGACAAAUCAUAAUGAAAACUACCAGAAAGAAAUACAAAGUGCUAAGAAGACAAUUGAAGAUUCAACUUCUGCAUUACAACAGAAAGAAAUUUUGAUUCAACAAAUAACUGAACAAAAAUCAAAUGAAAUCGAUGCAUUGAACAGAAACAUCACUAAAAUAACAGAAGAUCUGCAACAGGGAAGAUCACAAAUAGAAAAUCUCAAUCAAAAUUUGUUGAUUUCAAAUGAUAAACUGGAACAAUGCAGAAAUCAAAACUUGGAAGAUCAGAAAACCAUCAACAAGCUUGAACUAGAGAAGGAAAGCUUAACAAACCAACUAAAUGACCUAAAAAAUCAAAUUAUUAAUUUGAAUAAUGAACUUGAAAGGCAAAAAUCACAAAUUAAUGAAGAAAGAUCCAAGUUUGAUAAAGAACGAGAUGCUUUGGAACAAAAAUAUCGUACAGAAACUGCAAAUCAAAUGAAAUCAAGAGAUGAUUCAAUUCACAGCCUCCAAUUACAGAUAGAAACAGUUAACAAUGAUUUAAGGAAGGCACAAAAUGACUUAGUAAUCCAAAACAAAGGUUCAGAGUCUUUAACUUCUCAAUUAGAAAUUUUCAGGAAGUAUAUUGAAAAAUUAAGAAGAAACAGAACAAAACUGAAGAAGAAAAUCAAAGUCUUGACACAAACAUUAGAAGAUACAAAGAUAGAAGCGAAACAAAAUGAAGAAGAAAUGAAGAUUGAAUUAGAUAAUAUGGAAAAAUCGAUGUUAACAAGGAUUAGAUUCCAAACUGAUGAAUACAAGGACUCUAUCAACAAAUUACAGCGUGAAGUUGAUAGGUUACAGAUAGAAAACGAAGGAUUCAAGGCACAAAACACAGAUUUAACUUUGAAGUUGCAGAAACAAGAAAUGUCUUCAAAGAUACAAAUUGCUGAAGUUCAAAGAGAUAAAAGACAACUCGAAUCACAGGUAAGAGCUCAGAUUUUAUACGCUAACUCAAAUACAGUGAAUACAAGAGUUUUCACUUCAGUUAGAAGUGACUAA
Messenger RNA from Trichomonas vaginalis G3, 3003 nucleotides. Its product is annotated as biological adhesion protein. The coding region runs from base 1 to 3003 and encodes 1000 amino acids. The transcript has a single exon. Lineage: Eukaryota; Parabasalia; Trichomonadida; Trichomonadidae. The record is from RefSeq and is a predicted model, not a curated record.